AUGUGGCUUUCACGGACACGACGUCUGAUUGGUGACGCUGCUAAAAAUCAGUUGGCAAUGAAUCCGUCGAACACUGUUGACGCGAAACGCUUGAUUGGUCGUAAAUUCGAUGACCCUGCAUUUCAAUCGGACAUGAAACAUCGGCCGUCCAAGGUUAUCCAAGGAGAAGGUGCUCAUCCAAAAAUCCAAGUGGAGGUUAAAGGAGAAAUGAAGGCGUUCUUCCCUGAGGAAGUCUCCGCCAUGGUUUUGACUAAAAUGAAGGAAACGGCUGAGGCGUUUUUGGGACAAACCGUUAAAGACGCUGUCAUCACUGUGCCUGCGUACUUCAACGACAGUCAACGCCAAGCCACAAAGGAUGCUGGAACGAUUUCUGGACUUAAUGUUUUGCGUAUCAUUAACGAGCCAACUGCUGCGGCCAUUGCUUAUGGUUUGGAUAAGAAGGGUCAAGGCGAGCGAAAUGUUCUGAUUUUUGACUUGGGCGGUGGAACGUUUGAUGUGUCAAUCUUGACUAUUGAAGAUGGUAUUUUUGAGGUUAAGUCGACUGCUGGAGACACUCACCUUGGAGGCGAAAACUUUGACAAUCGAAUGGUCAACCAUUUUGUUGCUGAGUUCAAACGUAAGCACAAGAAGGACCUUACCACCAAUCCUCGUGCUCUCCGUCGUCUUCGUACUGUUUGUGAACGCGCUAAGAGGACUUUGUCUAGCUCUACUCAAGCGAGCAUUGAGAUUGACUCUCUCUUUGAUGGAAUCGAUUUCUACACCAACAUCACUCGAGCACGUUUUGAAGAGCUUUGCGCCGAUUUGUUCCGCAGUACUAUGGAUCCAGUUGAGAAAUCAAUUCGUGAUGCUAAGAUGGACAAGUCUCAGAUUCAUGACAUUGUUUUGGUUGGAGGCUCGAAUCGAAAUCCAAAAGUCCAGAAGCUUCUGUCUGACUUCUUUUCUGGCAAAGAACUUAACAUGAGCAUCAACCCGGACGAAGCUGUCGCCUAUGGAGCUGCAGUUCAGGCUGCAAUUUUGUCUGGCGAUAAGUCUGAGAAUGUUCAGGAUCUUCUUCUUUUGGACGUUGUCCCACUCUCGUUGGGAAUUGAAACUGCUGGAGGUGUCAUGACUCCGUUAAUGAAGAGAAACACGACUAUUCCAACCAAGACUUCUCAAACGUUCACUACCUAUUCUGACAACCAGCCUGGUGUUCUUAUUCAGAUCUAUGAAGGUGAACGUGCUAUGACUAAGGACAACAACUUGUUGGCCAAGUUUGAGAUGAGUGGAAUUUCUCCUGCUCCUCGUGGUGUUCCUCAAAUCGAAGUCACUUUUGAAAUUGACGCCAAUGGAAUUUUGAAUGUUUCUGCGCAAGACAAAUCGACUGGAAAGCAAAACAAGAUCACCAUCACUAAUGACAAGGGACUUCUUUCCUAA
Molecule: messenger RNA, 1413 nt
Organism: Meloidogyne enterolobii
Lineage: Eukaryota; Metazoa; Nematoda; Chromadorea; Rhabditida; Meloidogynidae
Source: the annotation of a GenBank genome assembly